AUGUCAACACAUUUCAGAAUACCUGUAGUCGAUCGAUUUCCCAGUCAAGUUACAAGUUUGGCCCACAUUGCUAAUGCGAACAAGACUGUGAAAGAGAAGCUUAUUCCAAGGCAGUUAGAGAUGUUCAAGAGAAUAGUUUUUGAGCGAUUUGAAGAUGUUGACAUGGUGUUCAACAACCAAAUUAUCCAUCAUAUGUUAUUGAGAGAAGUGAAGAGAACGAGAGCUGACUCAAUCUCAUUCUCUGUUGGUGGAAAUAUCGUCACUUUUUCGAAUGAUGAUUUUUUGUCGAUGACUGGUUUGUGGCGAUCCCCUAUGCGAGUUGAUCGGUAUGAGCAAUCCUCAUAUGAACUUGCAAUCAAGUAUUUCGUUAAUCGAGUGACAAAGGACACCUUACAUCUCCGUCUACUAGAAGAAAAAUACAAGGAGUUGGAGUUUGAAAAUGACGGGGAUGCUGUGAAGAUCACAUUAGUCUAA
Messenger RNA from Benincasa hispida (wax gourd), 474 nucleotides. RefSeq lists its product as uncharacterized. The record is from RefSeq and is a predicted model, not a curated record. NCBI's taxonomy places the organism in Eukaryota, Viridiplantae, Streptophyta, Magnoliopsida, Cucurbitales, Cucurbitaceae.